Messenger RNA from Lucilia cuprina (Australian sheep blowfly), 2088 nucleotides. RefSeq names its product basic salivary proline-rich protein 2 (gene tau). The transcript is spliced from 10 exons. Gene Ontology annotation, molecular function: microtubule binding. The record is from RefSeq and is a predicted model, not a curated record. Gene Ontology annotation, cellular component: neuron projection. Lineage: Eukaryota; Metazoa; Arthropoda; Insecta; Diptera; Calliphoridae. Bases 108 to 1961 code for a protein of 617 amino acids. Gene Ontology annotation, biological process: microtubule cytoskeleton organization; neuron projection development.
UUUUGGUUUUAGAAAAGUGUGUUUUAUUUAAAUAUAAAAAAUAACUAAAUACAGCUAUAGUUUGGGAAAAUCCCCGUUUAAAAAAGUAGUUUUCAAUUAAAAACAGAAUGGGCGAUACCGAUGCGAUGAGACCAUCCGGUCCACCACGGCCACCAUUUCCGGGAGGCAUGCCACCCAGGCCAAUGGGUCAACCACCUAGACCGGGAGGUCCACCUAUGCAACAAAACGUUAGACCCGGUGGACCACCACCACCCUUACGUACUAUGGAUAGUCGUGGAAACUUAUUAAUGGGUCCCGGUGCACCAGGUCCAAGACCUGGUGGUCCUGGACCACAAAAUCCACAAAUUCGCCCUCAAAGUGGUAGUGGACAACAAAGUCCACCAGGUCAAGGUGCACCUAGACCCCAAGGUGCUUUUCCAUGGCCACCACAGGCGCCAGGGCAGCCGCAAACCAAUAGACCACAGAAUCCUUUUCCCGGUAAUCCACAGUCCAGACCACCCUUUAAUCGACCACCUGGACAGCCACCAAAUACUCAAACGCAACAACAACAACAGCAACCACAACAGCAGCAACAACAGCAACCACAACAGUCGCUGCAGCAGCAACAACAACCUCAAGCAAGACCUCCUUCGCAACAGUCCCUACAACCACCACAACGUCCACCCUCAUCGAUGUCCAAUAAUGAUGACGAUGAUGUCAUUAUGGGUCAAGCUGUUACACCUCUUAAAACCUCUACAUAUCUCAAAAACGAUCCUAUGGGUCAAUCACUAAUCGAAGAAAUCGAACCACCUUUUAAAGAAGAUUUUGAAUCACCUUUAACUGCAAAAACUAGUGACUUGUCACUGACUUCUCCUGAUUCGUAUGCCAAUGAUACAAGUCUGCAAAAGUCAAUUAUUGAAGAGCCCUCAACUUCAGACACAACAUCAAACAAACCGAAAAAAGUAGAAUUAUCUAAAGGUGAUAAUGACAGUGGUGUUGAUGAGUCAACUCAGGAGAAGGAACGCAACGGACCUGGUUCGCCUAAUUCACCAGCUAAAACCCCAACAUCGGUAUCAUCGAAACCAGAAAAGUCAGCUACAACUUCACGACCACCAAGUACUACACCAUCUAAUAAAUCUUCAAAAUCACGUAGUACUUCACGUAAUCGUUUGCUACUUGCUAAGACUCCUGAACCGGAACCAGUUAAAAAAGUUCCAAUGAAUAAAAUUCAAGUUGGACACGCUCCUUCACCUAAUUUGAAGGCCGUACGCUCCAAAAUUGGAUCACUCGAUAAUGCUAGCUACAAGCCAGGUGGUGGCAAUGUUAAAAUCGAAUCAAAGAAAAUUGAAAUUAAAGCCGCCCCAAGAAUUGAAGCUAAAAAUGAUAAAUAUACACCAAAAGGCGGUGAGAAAAAGAUAAUUUCAACAAAAUUACAAUGGAAUGCCAAAUCGAAAAUUGGUUCCUUAGAAAAUGCCAGCCAUAAGCCAGGCGGUGGUGAUAAGAAAAUUGAAACAAUUAAAACUGAUUUCAAGGAUAAGGCUAAACCUAAAGUCGGUUCGAAAGAUAAUGUCAAACAUCAACCCGGUGGUGGUGACAUCAAGGAGUCUAAAGAGCCUGAACCACCAGCUAAGGAUAUUCAAACACAAAAACUUGAAAUUAAGGCACAAAGUAAAGUUGGUUCUUUGGACAAUGUUAAGCACAAGCCUGGUGGCGGUGAAAAGAAAAUCUUUGAUGACAAGGAUUAUUUGAAAAAUAUUGAACAUGGUGUACCUUUAACUACACCACCAGCUCAGCAAUUUUGGAAGGCACCUAAAAUCCAAAGAUCCACCACUUUAUCAACAUCCAUGUCAUUGCCAGCCGAAUGUUUGGUCUUGUCCGUAUCGAUGCCAUCGUUGAGUAAUGAUCGCAAGAGAUCCAAGAGUGCAGGACCCAAAAAGAAAAAGGGUCAAGCUACACAUCCAAAACCCUUCCGUUUGUAUUAGGAAUAUUUAAUAUUUUUAAAUUAAUUUAUUAAUUUAUUCCCAAAAUUUAAUAAUAAUAAUGAAUUAUCAUUGACUUUUCCUAUAAAAUUGGGAAUAAGUUUUUAUCACUCUAAUCUCUCACGAACUU